AUGCUCCGCCCACGUGCUCUUACUUCUGCCUUAAGAAAGAUGAAUACUGGCGGAAUACAAUCAGUUAUGUUAUUUAAUCCUGAAGGUGUUCUUCUUGCCUACACGAGCCUUGCUGGUGAUAGUGAGCGAUCUAAAGCCGCAAUCGCAGCUAAUGUUUGGAAUAUAUAUCAGCGCCAACUAGAGUCCAGUGAAUCGGAUACUGUCCAGGAAAUAAUCUUGAAAUUGUCUGAAGGCAGACUAAUAAUUACACGUGUAGCGUCAGUUCUUCUUUGCCUCCAUGCCUCCAAAGAUGUGGGUUUGGGAAUGUUACGAGCUAAGAUGAAUGCUUUAGUACAAAAUUUACAAGAGCCAUUGAGUAUUAUUGCAGCUUCCUAA
This is a messenger RNA of Schistosoma margrebowiei, 375 nucleotides long. NCBI's taxonomy places the organism in Eukaryota, Metazoa, Platyhelminthes, Trematoda, Strigeidida, Schistosomatidae. The record is from the annotation of a GenBank genome assembly.